AUGUCUGAAUCAAACGAAACCAACAGCAAAACGAAUUCUGAUGGACUAGCUGAGAAAACCAAGAUUUUACGCGAUACUCUCGAUCUACUAUUGAAUAAGUCUAUUGAACAACGUCGAAUUUGCGAAGAAUUAAAGCAGGAGAACAAAUAUCUACAGGACUAUAUUGAUAAUUUGAUGGGUAUGGGUGAUGUUUUGAGCAAAUGA
This is a messenger RNA of Kluyveromyces marxianus DMKU3-1042, 204 nucleotides long. RefSeq names its product Slo1p (gene SLO1). Bases 1 to 204 code for a protein of 67 amino acids. The record is from RefSeq and is a predicted model, not a curated record. The transcript has a single exon. NCBI's taxonomy places the organism in Eukaryota, Fungi, Ascomycota, Saccharomycetes, Saccharomycetales, Saccharomycetaceae.